Molecule: messenger RNA, 3178 nt
Organism: Moneuplotes crassus
Lineage: Eukaryota; Ciliophora; Spirotrichea; Euplotida; Euplotidae
Source: the annotation of a GenBank genome assembly
GAACCAUCUGAGCAGCAACUAAGUCUGUUUGACUCCAACGCGAAGAUGAAGGAAGGACUUGUUUUGGAUAAGUAGACUUACUCUAAUAGCUCAAAAAUUCAAGUUCUCUAAGACUUUGGAACUCGAAACUAGGCAAAUUAAUAUUUCACAAGUCCUAGUUAUAAUAUUUGCUUUAUUGUUCCACCAAAUGCUCGAUGUAUUCUUCAGAGCAGAAAAUUACGAUUUUGAUUGCUGUUAAGUUCCAGAGUCAACUAAUAUGGCUGAUUUCGGUAUAUGCAAUGUUGUGCUAUUAGAGUGAGAAUAGGGAUCUUUCAGGGAUAUUAUAAGACCUCCAUGCUGAGAUUGUAGCCAACACCUCGAGAUUUCUAGGUGAAGAACUUGACAGUUGAUUCCAAGUUUAUCACUAAUUUGUUUGCUAAAUCCUUUUGCAUAUUUUUUAAGAACUUGUUGCCAUUAUCGGUUUUUUUGCAAAGAUAGAGCUUCAGAGAUUUUGAACUUUGUGGUGACUCAAAUGUCUCCUUAGCCUAAAUAAGAGCUUCUGAAUAUUCAUAAUAAGUCAUGUCAGAAAUAGAAAAAUCUAUCAGGGAUUCAUAAGCCAAAUUUAUAACCCUAUUAUUUUCUCAAGCCGGGCAGCAAUUUAUUACUUUUGAGCAAGUAAUUAAACUCAGAAACUUUGAAGUUCAUUUUUGUGCUUCUAUAGCCCUUAAGUUCCAAUAUGGCAAUACUAAUUGCUCUUGAAAAGUGGAGUCACAAGAUGGUAGGUUAAAGCAGACGAGUUUAAGCCUGGCCUAGCCUGCUUUAUAUGAACACUCUAAUAUCCCAACCCUCAUGCAGCUCUGUUUAUCACAAUUCUUUAAUAAUAAUGCCUUACACAAUUUAGAAUACUCUACAUUAUAAUAGCUGUUAAGGUGGUAGAGUUAGGUCCCAGCCUGUCUCUCAGGCAUUGACAUGACAAGGCUCAACCUUUUAGUAUUGUAGAUGCUCACCAAGGAGUAUUUAAAAUUAGAAUAUGGGCAUAUUCGUUCAUAUUUCAAUGGCUCCUCAAUUCUAAACUCAGGACGUAUUCUUAGAAUUUGAGAUACGAUUUCUCAAAAAUUUCAGACCUGGCUUAUCUUCAGCAAUUGAGAGAACCUCAAACAUUUUGUCAAUGAGAUCUUAAGCUUAGUUCAAGAUAAGACAGAAAGUUUAAGCAUCAGAGGUUUCUUGUUCUAACCCUUUUUGCGAAUACUUGCUCUAAAAUACUUCAUUGUUCAAACUCAAUUACUAGUAUUUAAUCAUCUGAAGUAGGUGAGCACAAUAUCGAUCAUAGACUCGCCCUCUUUAUUAGACAGUUGAAUCAAGCACAUUGAUGUACAAAUUGGGACGGUGUUGCCAAUCUUGGAUAUGCAAACUCAUUUUUGACAAUAAUAGUACAGCUUUAAAAUUAUUGCUGAAUUUGCUUCCUGUUUUAUUGUCACAGUUAAAAGAUACUUUGGAUGGACUCCUAUGCUUACGCGAGUCUAGACGAUAGACCCGCCAUUGCUAAUCAAUUUUUCUCGUAUCUUUGGCAUGCAUCAUCAAACACAUAGCUCUUUCAGUUAGCCUUUGCUGAUAAUUCAUUCAGCGAAGUUUAGACUUAAUCAUAAAUUUAGCAAAGUUGUUAGGCCCAGCAUCUAAUCAGCAUCAUUAAGACACCGGUGGCAUAUUAUCAAAACUUGCGAUCAAUUAUAAUCGAGACUCUCGGGCAUGGCUCUGAAUCAUUUUUACUAUCCGGGAUCACUUUUAUUGCUAUCUGUAAAGCCAGCUCUGAAGACACAGGAUGGAUAGGUGGUGAACAUCGCAUUUAAGUUAAUAAAAUAUGGAGGAACGCUGAAUUUUAUUCAUUACUUGUGUUAAGGCUCAGAUUGUGCACUCAAGGUUCACCAGUGCAUUAGUAUCCUUCCUGCAGGCCUACCCAAUAAAUCGAGCACAUGGACACUUGCAUCCUAGUCCAAAUUCUAAUGGCCAAGAAGAUUCUUUAGGGUCAAACCUCGAUAAAAACAAUAAGUAUUGCCACAGUUCAAAAUAUUUUUAUUCAAAGAAAUAAGUUUUGAGAAUUCUCUGAGUUAUUUGCCUCAGCAAUAUCUCCAAAAUGAAUAAAGCAUCAGAAGGCUGCUCUUUGAGGCAAGCCAGUAGUUCAGAAAAUUCAGCAAGAAAUGGAAACUCAAUAGAUUGGCUUUCUUUACCCAGCCUUUGGAGUUUUAUGCUUGAAGCUGUUUGAUUGCUAGCUUGACAGUUGGGGCUUUAGAAACAAAGCCUAUGAAGCUCAAGAAUACAACUGGCUAGCAAUCGAACAUUUUGGUAUGCAACAAAAGAUUAGGAAUUCAUAUCAGCUAACUAAAUGCAAUAGAUUUAGUUGAGCUGGACUCUAGCUGAAAUUUAGUUUCACAAAACAGAUAUGCCUUAAUUUAUGUCUGAAGGUUGGAAGAACAAAAUAAAUUUAGUUGGACACUGCUCUCUAUACUUGACACUUUUGGUCUUCAUCUAGUGAAGUUCGAAAGGACAUUAAAAGCUAGGUAGAGUGAUAACUCAGACACAUACAGCUCUUACUACCUCUGUAACGAUGAGUGGUGUCUGAUAAUGCUUAUGGAAAGAGCCAAUAGACUUCACAAAACUAUUUUUAGACUUAAGGCAGGCUUUUAAAUCUGAAGCAAACUUGCUUACAACAGAUCUAGAAGGAGUUGAGUUUGAUCCUUUUUAUCAGCUAGUCACACAACCAGGCAUUAAUAGCUAUUGGAGGAUCUACAAAAGCUAUGGAGGUUAUUCUUAGAUUGGUAGCAUAUAGUAUUGCGCCUUUCAGAAUUACCCCAAUUAUGUCAAGCAAAGUUCCAGAACAAAGAUUGUUAAGAGAUAUAUCAGCACAAUAAAUGCUGAACUAUGAAAGGAAUAGGAGAAGAUUCAUGAUAAAACAGUAUUUGAUGAGGCCAGCUCAGAGACUUACAGACAGCCUCUCACUUGGGCAAUUCCAAGAUCAAAUAAUUUUUACAUCAAAUUUUGAUAAAUUUGGAGCAACAAACUCCUGUAUUUUCGAAAACUAGAUGCUAGUUUGGUUAUGGAAUCAAGCGAAAAUUCAUACUUUGAGAGAGUUGUUUGCCCCUAUGAGUAUAUAAAACCUUCUGCACUUUGAACAGCGUAACUAAGGAUGUGUCAAAUCAAGAUG